UACAAGUACAUAUAAACGCGCGUUUGUUUUUACUACAAGUAACUACAAACUUAGUAAAUACAAGUAAAUAUAAACUUAAAAAGUUAAAAACUAAUGAUUAGCAUGCGCAAAAAAGUAAAUGCAUAUAAUCUACUUGAUUUUGUUGUUUCUAAAGAGAAAAGGGUUUAUGACUGUCUGUUGGAAAUAGCAAUAGAACGGCGGAAUGCAAGUUUAGCUCUUAUGCAAUGGAUCCAAGUUGAUAGUAAUUCAUCUAUAAAAAAUGCAAUAUCUAGUCUUGAUGAAAUUCACAGAAUGUGGUUAGAUGUCCAGAUAGAGUUUGCUAAUGAGUCAAAGCUUUUUCAACAUGGUCUGAAUGACAUUCUCAAAGUUGAAGCAGAACUAGUUACAAUACAAAAUCAUAUCAAAAAUAAUACAGACAAAAAGAAGUUUAUUAUCGAUUCCCAAAGUAUCAAAAAAAUGGAUGAGUCUACUGAAAUUUAUCUUAAUAGACUUGAAGAAGAUAUCAUUGAGGCAAAAUCAGUAUUAAAAUCAAAAAAAUAUAAAGCUGAAGUUCAGAAGAAUACCGUGUUAAGAAACUCACUUCUUUUUUUAAUGAACUCGCAUUUGAAGUUAGCUCGCAAAUCAGAAUCUAUCUUCUUAACUGCCAUUGACAUCAUUGAAAAGAUUUCAGAUUUUCCUUGUGAAUCUAAAGAUCUUGAAAAUAUAUUUGAAUCACAGCAAACAGGUCUUUGUACAAACACUGAACAAAUCAAGGAUCAAGCAGAUGAAAUAAAUGUUGUGUUACAAAAUCAGAAGCACAAUUUAAAACAAAUGUUUGUUCAUCAUGCGACAGAAGAUUUCCCUCUAUGUUUUGUACCAAAUCAAACUAAGAAAUCAGAUUCAACUUUACCCAAAUCUUUACCUAGAAACGAGUCUGACGGCUAUAUUAUAGCAAACAAGCCACGCAGUAUUUCUGCUCCAGAAUUUAAAACUUUUGCUUCAACUAUAGGGAAUGAUAAUGUUGGCGAAGAAAUUCGAGAAGAACUAUCAAAAUAUUUCCAAUCCAGCGAUUACUACAUCCCUGUUUAUGAUAACGAUAAUGAAAAUCGGUCAAACAAUUAUUCGUGCUGUGAAUCUAUUAACAGUAAUUCUUAUGAUUCUUCGAAUUACGAACUUGAAUCCAAAAAUGUUACGGUUCUUUCAAAAACAUGUUCAAUAGAAAAAUCAAAAAAUCUCAUCCGAGUAAUUUUUCCUUUUGACAAAGAAUUUUCGCUAAAACCUACGCCGAAACUUUCACCUAAUCUUUCGCCGAAGCUUUCACCUAAUCUUUCGCCGAAACUUUCACCUAAUCCUUCGCCGAAACUUUCACCUAAUUCGUCGCCGAAACUUUCACCUAAUUUGUCGCCGAAACUUUCACCUAAUUUGUCGCCGAAACUUUCACCUAAUUCGUCGCCGAAACAUUCACCUAAUUCGUCGCCGAAACAUUCACCUAAUUCGUCGCCGAAACUUUCUCCUAAUCCUUCUCCAAAGCUUUUGCGUAAAACCUCCCCAAGUAUUUCACUAAAUUUUACGCCAGAUGUUUCACCAAAGCAUCCAUAGAUCUUUCCCCGAUGAUGAUUCCCAAAGAAAUAGAAAGAAACAGCAAGUUGUUAAUUGUUCAUUUUAAAUAACAACAAAAAAUUUCUCAGCUUAAUCAGUCAAAAACAAAACAAAAUAGAAGAAGUUUGAGAAAAAUAAAAUUUAAAAGAACGAGUUAAUGUUGCUAUGGUGCCGUAUCUUGCUACAAUUUGGAAACUUUGUUACUUUCUUCACUUUUUGGAGAUUCUCUAUUAUCUCAUUUCGCCUUUAAAACACGCAUCUAUCACCCUAAAUUUAAAUUGAAGAAAAUUUAUUUUUUGGGUUUAAUCAUCAAAGAAUUGUUAGACACCUUAAUUUUCAUUGAGUUUUUAUUUUGUUUUAUUUCAAGUUUUAUUUAUUUUUUAUUCAUUUAUUAUUUUUUUUUUUUUUUUUUUUUAAUCUUUGUUUGACACUUUUAAAAUAUUUAACAUUGUUGUAUUGGAAUUUUUUAAUUUUUUAAAAAUGCCAUUAAUCUGCAAUAUAUUUUUUUAAAUGUAAUUUUUAUAUGCAAAAAGUCAAGAUUUUUACUGAAUGUACAAUUUUUUUCCUUAUAUUUGUUUAUAAAUAUUAAUUUUUU
Messenger RNA from Hydra vulgaris (swiftwater hydra), 2173 nucleotides. Its product is annotated as circumsporozoite protein. The record is from RefSeq and is a predicted model, not a curated record. NCBI's taxonomy places the organism in Eukaryota, Metazoa, Cnidaria, Hydrozoa, Anthoathecata, Hydridae.